This is a messenger RNA of Drosophila willistoni, 921 nucleotides long. RefSeq lists its product as uncharacterized. The transcript has 6 exons. NCBI's taxonomy places the organism in Eukaryota, Metazoa, Arthropoda, Insecta, Diptera, Drosophilidae. Bases 154 to 888 code for a protein of 244 amino acids. The record is from RefSeq and is a predicted model, not a curated record.
UCUCUUCCAAGUCAAUUACAAUUUCUAUUGAAAGAGUAUGCAACCAACGAUAAGUGAGGCAAAGAUAAGAACAGAGCAAAUAACAUUAAAUUUCACAAUAUUGCCUAUCAACUUUUACAAUUAGCUUAGUUAGCUUUCAAUUUUUGUGGAAAAAUGUUGCCGAUUUUAACAAUUCCGUUCAUAGCCUCAGGCCUAGGAUUCGGCACGUAUUUCUUCUACCAUGAUACGGAAUUACUGGUGAUUUCUCGAUGGUUGGAGUUGGUAGCAUCUGCAAUAUUACUAUAUGGCAUACUGAAGGCCGAGAACCAAUACAAAUCGUCAAUAAUGCUCUUUUGGUUAGGUAGUGCUUCCGUAUUAUUCUUAACACUGGUCGGUUCUUUAUGGAUAAAGUACGAUUAUAUUCUGUACCCUAUUAUAGCUGAUGUUAUAUUGGGAUAUAUGAUGUACAUUUUAUACAAGGAAUAUUUAAAGUUAACAGAAGAGGCGACAAUAUCUAGUUGGCGAUUUUGCAUAUCACACAGUCCAAAACAUGUUCUCACUGUUGCCCCCCUGGUGGUUCUUUUUCUAGCAUAUUCAACUUUUUCGAACACUUUUUAUUAUGAAAAUUCGUCUCGUAAUAUUGGUUGCGUUUGUGUAUUAGGCAUGUCAAUAUUAUUAAUGUUUGGCAUCUUCUUGGCCGAGCCUAGGCACCUGGGACCAAUUUUAUUUUUUUGGUUUCUUGCCACAUAUGCAUUUUUUAACAUACUCCUUUUCUCUAUUGACCGUGCAACGCUUUUUGUCAUAACAGCUAAUGUUUUGAUAGCUGCUGUUAUGUAUAUUGUAUAUAAAUCGUAUAUUCAGUUGGAAAAGAAUCGAAAAGAAAACAAUUUUUAUACUGAACAGAAUUAAUCUGCUGAGAAUUAUUAGUACUUAUAAAUUAUG